This is a messenger RNA of Plasmodium berghei ANKA, 735 nucleotides long. Its product is annotated as repressor of RNA polymerase III transcription MAF1, putative. The record is from RefSeq and is a predicted model, not a curated record. NCBI's taxonomy places the organism in Eukaryota, Apicomplexa, Aconoidasida, Haemosporida, Plasmodiidae. The transcript has a single exon. Gene Ontology annotation, cellular component: nucleus. Gene Ontology annotation, biological process: negative regulation of transcription by RNA polymerase III. Gene Ontology annotation, molecular function: RNA polymerase III core binding. Bases 1 to 735 code for a protein of 244 amino acids.
AUGAUAAGCUUAGAUAUCGAAAACCUUAAUGACAUUAAUUUAAUUUUAGAAAGAUUAGAUGCCCAUGAUAGGUUUAUCGAAGCUACAAUUGAACUUUUUGAAACAGACAAGUAUAAUAACAACAAUUGUAAUAGUGAACAUUGUAAUAGUGAACAUUGUAAUAGUGAACAUUGUAAUAGCGAACAUUACAAUAGCGAACAUUACAAUAGCGAACAGUGUGAUAUUAAGAAUAAAAAAACAAUUCAAGAUAUAUUAAAUAAUAAAGAAAAAACAUAUAUUUUGUCAAAUAUAAUAAAUAUAUUAAAUUAUGUUUUCCCAGAUUAUGAAUUUAAAUAUUUAAACAACUCAAAUUACAAACCUAUAAAAAAUUUACACAAUGUUAUAGACAAUAUUAAUUAUAAUUUAUUUUAUUUAGUUGAAAAUAUAUAUCGAGGAUUUAAUAAAAAAGUAUGGAAAAUAUUAAAAGAAUUAAUUGAUUUUAAAUCUUGUGAUAUAUAUACAUAUUUAAAUAAUACUGAUAAAGACCCAUAUAUAGAUAAACAAAGUAUUUCAAGUUUUAAUUAUUUUUUUUUUGCAAAAAAAACUAAAAGGAUAUUAUUUAUAUCUUGUAUAACUAAGCCAAAAUAUAAAAAUCAAAACGAUGAAGAUUUUAAUAAUAUAUAUAUGACAAUUCAAGACGAACCUUCUAUUAACCCUCAAAAUGAUUAUGACGAAAAUUAUUCAUCUAGUUCAUAA